Paramacrobiotus metropolitanus is the source of this 1968-nucleotide messenger RNA. Its product is annotated as ribitol 5-phosphate transferase FKRP-like. NCBI's taxonomy places the organism in Eukaryota, Metazoa, Tardigrada, Eutardigrada, Parachela, Macrobiotidae. The transcript is spliced from 5 exons. Gene Ontology annotation, cellular component: Golgi apparatus. The record is from RefSeq and is a predicted model, not a curated record. The coding region runs from base 111 to 1652 and encodes 513 amino acids. Gene Ontology annotation, biological process: protein O-linked glycosylation via mannose.
UUCAAGCAUUUUUCUGGAAGCACCAGCUUAAACGAUAGAUCAUAGAACGCAACGGCGUUAACAUUGUGGAAUGUGGAUUCCGGUCCGCACUGUUGAAGGUGAAUCGCAGCAUGCACCUGCAUGCCGCUAACCGCUUCCCAAACAGUCCGGAAAUGUUCGCUUGGCGGCUGACGCGACGUGUAUUCUGCAUUCUAGCGAUCGGGGUGUUCCUGCAGUAUCUUCUGCUCUACAUCUUCUGGGCAUACUUUGGCCAGUGCGCGGAUAAUCCCGCACGUGCUGGUGACUUCACCCAUGUGCGACGAACGCGUGCAGCCUUUACAUGUGUUUUCCGCGAUUUCGACGCACAGCAUAAUGAUCUGGCCGCGCUGGUCGCCGCCCUGGAUAAACACUCGGAUAUACAGCGGAUUAUCACGGUCUCCGAAGGGCAGCUCUACCCUCCCGUGAAAAUCGCAUCGAAGAAGCAUUUCUUCUUGGAAUUAGAGCCCAGUGCAUCGCCGGUUAAGGCGCGUAUGGAAAUAUCGCAUUUAUUUACAACAGAAUGGGUUUUAUUGCUCCCGACAUUUUUGGCUUUCGAGAUAGAUGCUUUGAAUUUCCGUGCUUUUUUGCGUGAGGCGGAAUUGGUGGCCGCCGACAUCAGAGUGUUCGCCAUCAAAAUCAAAGGCAACCGUUUGUCGUGUCACACAGUGCGAUACGACCAUCCCACGUGGUCACUGCACAUGAACAGCACUUCCGGUCCGGUGUGCGACGGUGUGACGGGAUCGGCUGUGUACAUGCUGAAGACGGACGAUUUCCUUAGUUUAGUGCAGCCGUUCGCUCAGCCGGUGGACGAAAGUUUGCUCAUACAAGCCUCCAUUAAAGGAUGGACCACCCAAAUUCUGUCGGCAGAGACGCCGUUCUCCAAGAGCUCACAACUUCUGGAACCUACGAUUCUGGGUCGAAUGCACGAAUCGCGUGAACCCCAGCGUCAGAAACUGUACGCACGCCUGGAUGUGAAAAGGACUGUCGUUAACGGUCACGAAGAGCUGUUCGGCUGCACAAAAGCUACGAAAAGGUGUUUUGGGGAUGUAAUCAACGAAAUGCCCAGCUAUAUCUAUGAAAAACGCUUCACCCCACCCUGCUGUGCGCGGGCGUUGAAGAAAACACUGGAGCACGUGAUCGACGUAUUAAAUCUGAAUGGUGUCCGCUACUGGCUGGAAGGUGGCAGUUUGCUGGGAGCGGCACGCAAUGGCCAGCUGAUCCCCUGGGAUUAUGAUGUGGAUUUGGGAAUCUAUCUCAACGACACACAGUUGGUGCAGUAUCUUCGCGCCUCGAGGUCUGUUCCCGUUGUUGAUCCAGAGGGAUUUGUCUGGGAGUUGGCACAGCCGCACGAAGGCACCUUUUUUCGUGUGCAGUACAGUCAGACCAAUCGGAUGCACGUGGACAUCUUUCCUUUCCAGCCCAACAACAGUAUUAUGACUAAAGAUUAUUGGUUUGCUUCCCAUCCCCAGGACCGAGAGUUCCCCGAACAUUUCCUGCUGCCCAUGGAAAACAUUACUUUUAUGGGCUUGAUCGUGCCAGCGCCGAACAAGGUGCGGGAGUUUUUGGAGCUCAAGUUCGGAGCCGGCGCCAUUGAACAUCCCAGAUAUCCGCACCCGUACGAUGAUCAACUGUGAUAUCCUUAUUGUUAUUUUUGUGUCGCGUUGGAUCGCAGACGUUGUUGACGUAUUUAUGUUUUCACAAUUAGUUCUCAGAUUUUAACUUUGUGUGAUUUUUGUGUCUCAAAUGGCUUCGCGUAAUAGUAUUUAGUAGUGCGGACCGUACAGUUUAUUUUGUCUAUUUAUUUGUGCACUCUGAUAGUGGUUUUAAAAGCCCCGAAAGUAUUUAUUUGACCUUGCUUGCAUUUUUUCAACUACUGCAUUAUCAUUCGCUUGUUGAAAUUGCCAGGGCGAGCUUUUGGAUCCCAUAAUGGAUAAAACGUGCUUCCGCCGA